This is a messenger RNA of Eupeodes corollae, 987 nucleotides long. Its product is annotated as putative nuclease HARBI1. Lineage: Eukaryota; Metazoa; Arthropoda; Insecta; Diptera; Syrphidae. The transcript is spliced from 2 exons. The record is from RefSeq and is a predicted model, not a curated record. The coding region runs from base 343 to 963 and encodes 206 amino acids.
UCAUCGGAAAAUAAUACUAAACAAUACAACGACGCAUUGAUUUGAUGUGCGUCAGAUUAAAGAUUCUCAUAGAGAUCGACAAAAUAUCGAAAAGUCGAUAUCGUUUCCGAUAUUUGUAUUUAUGAAAACCAAAAGUACUUUAACUUAUGAUAUCCUGUUAUUGAGGGAUAUAUUUCCUAGUAUAUGACAUGGAAGUGUAUCAAUGUGCCGGAGAAUUAUACUUUAGAGCUAAUUAAAAAAAAAAACUGCACCGGCAUUUACAUUUGAAAAAAAUAUCGAAUCGGUAAAUAUCGAUAUAAUUUUGAAAUCGCCAACUCUAUUUUAAAUCAGAACAGAUGUUUAAUGUCAAAAAGUGUAAACAAAAUUUCAUCUUAUCAAACAAAUAAAAAUAUGGAUACUGUCGCUUUAUUUUUGGAAGCUGAAUCUAGGGAAUUAAGGGCACAGAAUCAGGAAAAAAGGAGGAUAUUAAGGAACAAUAGUAAAAUAAAAGAUCUAUCUAAUGCAGCAUUUAAAAAAAACUAUCGCCUCAAUAAGCCUGCAUACGAGUAUGUCUUUGAACAAAUUAAAGAUAAAUUUAAAGAUGAUUAUCGCUCUGAUGCUGUGAAUCCAGAACAUAAGCUAGCAGCAUGCUUAAGGUUCUUCGCUGAGGGAAACUACCAACAUGGAGUAGGGAAAGAUUUCCAAUCUGCUAUUGGCCAAACAACUUUUUCGAGUAUCCUCAAGGAAACACUGGAUAUAAUGGAACAUACUUUAUGUAAGAACUGGGUAUCGUUAAAGAUGUCCGAAGAAGAAAUCCAGCGGUCCAAAACGGAUUUUUUUGAAAGGACGGGCUUCCCGGGAGUCAUUGGCUGUGUGGAUGGCACUCAUGUUCAAAUAGUUGCCCCCAUAGAAAAUAAGCAUCUGUUUCUAAACCGCAAGGGACAUUUCAGCCUCAACGUUAUGAUUGUAAUAAUCUCAAGCUAAAAUAAAAUUAUAGGUACAUACAUA